Molecule: messenger RNA, 474 nt
Organism: Fraxinus pennsylvanica
Lineage: Eukaryota; Viridiplantae; Streptophyta; Magnoliopsida; Lamiales; Oleaceae
Source: the annotation of a GenBank genome assembly
AUGAGGAGGGCUAUUGGUAUCGCCGCCAUAUACCGCGCCGUGGGUGGCGUCUCCACCUUGCCGGAGGUUGCCGGGAACCACACUCACAAUCACUUUCCCCGGAUCUUCCAUACGGCUCUAUUUAGCACCGAAAGGACACAUAGUUUAUUGUCUAACAAGCUCGCCGAUCAGUCAGCUAGCGCGGUAGCUCGCGCCAUUGCAGGGACCAUGUUAUUCUCAUUUGCGGCUACGACCCUGGCGGAAGAGGUCCAUGCUAAGGAACCUGUGCAUGCGAAAUUCCGCCCCGACGAGGUUGUUCUUUAUCAGUAUGAAGCUUGCCCAUUCUGUAACAAGGUUAAAGCGGUCUUGGAUUAUCACGACAUUCCCUACAAAGUUGUGGAGGUUAANACGACAUUCCCUACAAAGUUGUGGAGGUUAACCCCAUCAGCAAAAAGGAAAUCAAAUGGUCUGAUUACAAGAAAGUACCUAUAUUGA